This is a messenger RNA of Engraulis encrasicolus (European anchovy), 1856 nucleotides long. It is a transcript of the gene coro1a, whose product is annotated as coronin, actin binding protein, 1A. The transcript has 11 exons. Gene Ontology annotation, biological process: cell migration; actin filament organization. Lineage: Eukaryota; Metazoa; Chordata; Actinopteri; Clupeiformes; Engraulidae. The record is from RefSeq and is a predicted model, not a curated record. The coding region runs from base 176 to 1540 and encodes 454 amino acids. Gene Ontology annotation, molecular function: actin filament binding.
CAUUUCGUUCUACAUUUCAAGCUCUCACUUCCCCCAUCUCUUUUUGAGAUCUUUCCGCCACUGUUCGCUUUCGUCCACUUUGGUUUGUCUCCCUCUGCGGACCAGAGCACCUCACCGGCCUCCAGCUCCAACUUCCUUGCGCCAUCCCCUCCCUUGCUGCAAAUUCCAGGUCGUCAUGGCCCCCAGGGUGGUCAGGACCAGUAAGUUCCGCCAUGUCUUCGGCCAGGCGGUGAAGGCGGACCAGUGCUACGACGACAUCCGGAUUUCCCAGAUGACCUGGGACAGCAACUUCUGCACAGUCAACCCCAAGUUCGUGGCCAUGAUAGUAGACGCCAGUGGCGGGGGAGCGUUCAUUGUACUCCCACUGAACAAGACGGGCCGCAUUGACAUGUCCUACCCCACUGUGUGCGGCCAUACAGGGCCUGUGCUGGACAUUGAGUGGUGUCCGCAUAAUGACAACAUCAUUGCCAGCGGCUCAGAGGACUGCAGUGUUAUGAUCUGGGAGGUUCCUGACGGUGGCCUGAUCUCUCCCCUGACGUCCCCGCUGGUGAAGCUGGACGGACACUCCAAACGCGUUGGCAUCCUCAGCUGGCACCCCACUGCCCACAACGUACUCAUGAGUGCAGGCUGUGAUAACGUGGUGAUCCUGUGGAACGUGGCGCGCGGGGAGGCGGUGGUGCGCAUGGACACGCAGCACACGGACAUAAUCUACAGCGCCUGCUGGAACCGCGACGGCACCCAGCUGCUCACCUCCUGCAAGGACAAGAAGAUCCGCGUGCUCGACCCUCGCAAGGGCUCCGUCAUCGCGGAGAAAGAUAAGCCCCAUGAGGGAUCCAGGCCGGUGAGGGCUGUGUUUGUCAACGAUGGCAAGAUCCUGACCACUGGAUUCAGCAAGAUGAGCGAGAGACAAGUGGCUCUAUGGGAUCCAAGCAACUUGUCUGAGGCCCUCACCCUUCAGGAGCUGGACACGAGCAGUGGGGUGUUGCUGCCUUUCUUCGACCCAGACACUGGCGUCGUAUAUCUGUGCGGAAAGGGAGACAGCAGCAUCCGCUACUUUGAGGUGACGGACGAGGCUCCGUAUGUGCACUACCUCUCCAUGUACAGCAGCAAGGAGAGCCAGAAGGGAAUGGGCUACAUGCCCAAGAGAGGCCUCGAGGUCAACAAGUGCGAGAUCGCCAGAUUCUAUAAGCUUCAUGAGAGAAAGUGUGAGCCCAUCGUGAUGACUGUUCCCCGCAAGUCUGACUUGUUCCAAGAGGAUCUGUUCCCCGACACCAUUGGCCCAGAGCCUUCCGUGGAGGCCGACGAUUGGUUUGACGGCAAAGACGGCCAGCCAAUCCUGAUCUCCCUGAAGGACGGGUUCGUGGCCACCAAGCCCAAGGAGUUCAAGGUCAUCAAGAGCCUGAUGGCUACCACGUCUCACAGCGCCGCCCAUUCCCAUGGCGACAACUCGGAAGUGCAAGCCCUGCAGUCUGAGGUGAAAGACCUGAAGGCGGCCAUUGAGGAGCUCACCAAACGAGUCAGCGAAUUGGAGAGCAAGUGAGGAGGAAGAAGAAUAGGGGUAUUGCCCAGGGGAAAACAGGACAGGUCAAGGAAGGGAAUAGUAGGUUGAUCUAUGAUGCAGUGAAUGAUGAUGACAGUGAAUAAUUGAAGUGAAUGAAUUUUGCCGUGAAGUUAAUAAAAGUAAAUACAUGAAAUUGCAGUAUUUUUGGGGCAGGAAAGCUCAGAUGUAAAUGUCAAGUGAAAUGUGUGGAAAGAAAAGUGUGUGGAAUGAAAGUGAGUAAGUAGACAUUUUUGGAAAGUUUUUCCUGUUUUCUAAUAUAUGUUUUACAUCAAAAUAAAAAUUCAACUAUUUUGGA